Molecule: messenger RNA, 396 nt
Organism: Gossypium raimondii (Peruvian cotton)
Lineage: Eukaryota; Viridiplantae; Streptophyta; Magnoliopsida; Malvales; Malvaceae
Exons: 1
Coding region: 1-396 (131 amino acids)
Source: RefSeq, a predicted model, not a curated record
AUGUUAGCGAGCAAUAGUAUUGUGUUGCAAAAGCAACACGAGAAUUUCCAUACUGCCAAAGAGAUCAUGACAAAUUUAAAGGAUUUCUUCGGAGUCCAAGUCGCAUUGGCUCAACAAUCUGCUAUUACAAAUUUGAUAAGUUCUCAACAGAAAAUUGGCACUCCGGUCAAAGAACAUAUGCUUAAGUUUAUGGGAUUCUUUGCGGAAGCGAAGGACAAUAAGGUUGAACUAGACGUGAACACGCAAAUUGAAAUAGUGUUCAAAUCUUUAACCAAGGAGUUUGCUGGUUUUAGGGCCGCUUACAGCUUGGGGAACAAAGCGCUUACCUUGACUCAGCUCAUGAAGGAAUUACAAUCUUAUGAGUUGAUGCUAAAUGCCGGUUUAGGAAAAACCUGA